GGCUUGAUAAAAUAGUGCACUCUCGUCACACCGGAUGUUUUCCAUAUAAAUGUAAACACGUGCUGCUUGAAAACAGAAGUUAGGUUGAAGCUGUUUUUAAAACACAUAUUGUAUGAAAAGUAGUCGUCUAAUUAGUAAUAUUAUGAAGGCAGUGCGGGUAGCUCAGUUUGGAGGUCCAGAAGUGUUAAAAGUAGAAGAAAAUGUACCAAUACCAAAACCUCAAGAUAAUCAGGUUCUUGUAAAGGUAUAUGCAGCUGGUAUUAACCCUGUGGAUACCUAUAUCAGAAGUGGAACAUAUGCUGUAAAACCUGCCCUACCUUAUACACCAGGGAAUGAUGUCGCUGGUAUAGUAGAGAAUGUGGGGAAAAAUGUCACAACUUUAAAGGAAGGAGAUAGAGUAUUUUCUAUGAGAACAGUUACAGGAGGUUAUGCCCAGUUUUGUCUUACAGAGGAACAGUUUACACAACCUCUGGAUGAUAACUUAACAUUUGAACAAGGGGCUGCACUUGGUGUUCCUUAUUAUACAGCUUAUAGGGCCACAGUUAUAUCAGGUAAAGCGAGAGCAGGAGAAACUAUUUUAGUACAUGGAGCUAGUGGUGCAGUAGGAUUAGCUUGUGUUCAGUUAGCCAAGAAUUUAGGUUUGACAGUUAUAGGAACGGCAGGAUCAAAGGCUGGAAUGGACAUAGUGGAAGAGAAUGGAUGUGAUUUUAUAUUUAAUCACAGAUCUGAUAACUACACACAGCAGAUAAUGGAUGCUACAAAAGGUGAAGGUCCUGACUUGAUUAUAGAAAUGUUAGCCAAUGUAAACUUAGACAAAGAUUUAAAUAUGAUCAAGAAGAAAGGAAGAAUUGUAAUUGUUGGAAAUAGAGGCACUAUAGAAAUAAAUCCCAGAUUAACUAUGGCCAAAGAAUGUAUAGUAACAGGAAUCGUUUUGAUGAACUCAACACCAGAUGAUUGGAAGGAGAUGAAUGCUAGCAUACAAACUGGUAUGCAGAACGGCUGGGUUAAACCACAUAUAGGAAAGGAAUACAGUUUAAACCAGUCAGCUACAGCUCAUAAUGAUGUUAUAAAUAACACUGGUACCCAGGGGAAACUAGUCAUUAAACUCUAAUUAGGACAAUUUGUGUUUUAUAUUCAUGAACAUGUGAUUCAGGCUAGAAGCUUUUUAUGUUUAAAAUACAAUGUGAUUAAACUAAUAUGCAAUA
Molecule: messenger RNA, 1205 nt
Organism: Mytilus trossulus (common blue mussel)
Lineage: Eukaryota; Metazoa; Mollusca; Bivalvia; Mytilida; Mytilidae
Product: quinone oxidoreductase-like
Exons: 9
Coding region: 113-1111 (332 amino acids)
Cellular component (GO): cytosol
Molecular function (GO): NADPH binding; quinone reductase (NADPH) activity; mRNA 3'-UTR binding
Source: RefSeq, a predicted model, not a curated record